Molecule: messenger RNA, 6528 nt
Organism: Myzus persicae (green peach aphid)
Lineage: Eukaryota; Metazoa; Arthropoda; Insecta; Hemiptera; Aphididae
Gene: Pkc98E
Product: protein kinase C
Exons: 16
Coding region: 680-2923 (747 amino acids)
Biological process (GO): protein phosphorylation
Molecular function (GO): diacylglycerol-dependent serine/threonine kinase activity; ATP binding
Source: RefSeq, a predicted model, not a curated record
CCGUGACGCGCGAGUGUGCCGCCGCCGAGUGUGUGCGGUGAGAAGGAAAAAAAGGAUGUGACCGGAGCAUUACGAAAAUGGGCGCCCGCGGUUGAUGUCGGUCGGUCGGUCGGAGCAGCAGCAGCAGCAGCAGCUAUUAUCAAUUCAGUCGCCGCGUUCUUUGUACCACCGCCGCCGCCGUCGCUGCCGCCGCCGCCGCCGACACCGCUCCGGAAAGACCGCCGACGUACGUCUACGUACGCGGCCGCCGCGGUUAGUAGUCGGACGGCAGACAAUGGUGCGUUACGUCCGCCGCCGCCGCCGUUGAAUGUCGCGCGCGAUAUUAAUAUCAUAACAAUUGUUGUUGUUGUUGUUAUUCUCUCGUCACCACCACCGCCGAGAAAGGGCCGCGUUCAAUUUUGUUAUUGUUGCUGAAAUAAUACCGCCGCAAUAUUUUCGGUCGUUCUUCGACGGAAUAAAAAUUUAAUUAAUCCACACCGUCUUCGCGCGUUCACCGAUGCCUGCACCUGUCCAAUUUGCCAGUUAAUUAAUUAACGUUCACAAGAACAAUAUUACCGACGUUAUAAUCGUAUCAUAAUAUUACAUGGUCUGAGCGGUGUCCGAGCGGCAAGAGGAUAGGUCGACCUGUCGUUGAAUUCUUUUCGUCCUGUCCAGAUCCGCGUCCGCACUUCCUGUCACCAUGAUCGGUGUCGAGAAGAAAGACGAUGGCGACCGUUCGACCGUUUCGAUGGACCAGACGUUCACGGGCACCAUACGCAUAAAGCUGUGCGAGGCCUCAGGCCUGCGGCCCACUGACCUGCAGACACGUCUGAAGAACAUGUCGUUUUUGAAACCCGAGGACCCGUUGCUGGACGCCUACGUCAGCAUCGACGUCGACGACAACAUACUGCUGCGGUCGUCCACUGUGCCCAAGACCUAUGAUCCAGUCUGGAACGAGUAUUUCACUCAAGACGUUCACGACGCCAACCGACUGGGCUUGACGGUGUUCCACGAUGCUGUCAUUGAAGACUUGUUUGUGGCCAACUGUAAGCUGUCGUUCAGUGAACUCAUUCAACGUGAAAUAUCAGAGGACCAAGAAUUCUGGGUGCAUUUAGAACCGCAAGGAAAAUUGCAUCUUCGAAUAGAUCUGAAAUGGAAUUCAAAAGAUUUACCAGUUCGCCCAUUGGAAUUCAAGGAACGGCAAGGACUAUUAAACCGAAGACGUGGGGCCAUGAGGAGACGAGUACAUCAAGUGAACGGACAUAAGUUUAUGGCGACGUUCCUCAGGCAACCGACGUUUUGUUCACAUUGCAGAAAUUUCAUAUGGGGAUUUGGCAAACAAGGAUAUCAAUGUCAAGUUUGCACGUGUGUGGUCCACAAGCGAUGUCACAUGGAAGUGGUGACGAUCUGUCCGGGAUUCGGGAAGAAAGAGUUAAGUCAAGGAACCCAAUCUCAACGGUUCAGUGUCAAUGUUCCUCAUAGAUUCAAACCACAUACUUAUAAAAUAUUUACAUUUUGUGAUCAUUGUGGUUCACUACUUUACGGAAUCUAUAGACAAGGCCUGCAAUGCGAAGUUUGUACUCUAAACGUGCACAGGAGAUGUGUGAAAAACGUCGCGAAUAACUGUGGUAUCAAUCCUCGCGAAAUGGCAGACACAUUACGAAGCUGUGGUUUGAAUGUCAGCAAAAAUGUUGACUGGCCCGGUGGAAAUGGUAGUUUUAGCAUCAGCAGUGUUUCAGGAAGCGGAAGUGGUUUGCACCGUGAUCUCAGUCAACAAUCUUCCACUACCUUAUUGAGCAUAAUGUCUGAUAAGCAUUCCUCGCAGGACAAACGAAGUAGCGACAAAAUGUCCAAAAUGAACCAAAGCAUGAGCUGUUUUAACUUAGGUAAUCGAAAAAUGAGUGUAACAGAUUUUACUUUCAUAAAAGUGCUGGGCAAAGGAAGUUUUGGCAAAGUGAUGUUGGCCGAAAAACGAGGAACCGACGAAGUCUACGCGGUCAAAGUGUUGAAAAAAGACGUGAUUGUGCAGGACGACGACGUUGAUUGUACCAUGACUGAGAAACGUAUUUUAGCUCUGGCGGCUAAACAUCCGUUUUUAACGGCUCUACAUUCUUCUUUCCAGACCAAGGAUCGGUUGUUUUUCGUCAUGGAGUAUGUGAACGGUGGCGAUCUGAUGUUCCAAAUACAAAGGGCCAGGAAGUUCGACGAGCUACGCGCCAGAUUUUACGCAGCAGAAGUGACGCUUGCUCUGCAGUUUCUACAUCGGCACGGUGUAGUUUAUAGAGAUUUGAAGUUAGACAACAUAUUAUUGGAUAACGAAGGCCACUGCAAGCUUGCUGAUUUUGGAAUGUGCAAAGAAGGCAUAAGUGAUGGAGUGACUACUACCACAUUUUGUGGAACCCCGGAUUACAUAGCUCCAGAAAUUCUUCAAGAAUUAAAUUAUGGUGCAAGUGUCGACUGGUGGGCCUUGGGUGUUCUUAUGUAUGAAAUGAUGGCUGGUCAACCGCCAUUUGAAGCUGACAACGAAGAUGAUCUUUUUGAAUCUAUUUUGCACGAUGAUGUUCUUUAUCCGGUUUGGCUCAGUAAAGAAGCAGUUUCCAUUUUAAAAGGGUUCAUGACAAAAAACCGUAACAAGCGUCUUGGCUGUGUGGUUGCUGAUGGCUUAGAAUCAGCUAUUAGAAUCCAUUCAUUUUUUCGAGAUUUGGAUUGGGAAGCCUUAGAAAAUCGUCGUGUCAAACCGCCUUUCAAACCAAAAAUUAAAAAUAAAAAAGACGCGAUGAACUUUGACGCCGAGUUCACUAAGGAAGAACCAGUCUUGACACCUGUGCCUGUGGAUGUAACUUUAUCUAUUAACCAAGAAGAAUUUCAAGGGUUCUCAUUUGUCAAUUUUGACUUCAAUCCAAGCAAAUUCAUCUCUUCUCAAUCUUCAGAUUCUUCUAAAUAAUAAUAAUCCUAUCAAAUAUUUAAUUUUGCUGAAAACCGAUUCGAAGAGAAUUUUAACGAACAAUCUGCAAUAAACAAAAAUGAUUGUUAUGUGAUACGCACAAGUCUACAUAUUGGUAUUAUUACUCACGAGUUGCCUCUAAUAUAGUAUAUAUAUGUAUAACUUCUUAUAAGAUUAUCACUCUAAUAUUUGUCUAGUCUAGGAUCAAUUAAGCGAAUCGAUCGAUCCAGCAAUAUUGAUUAGUUUAGCUAAAACUAAAGUACCUAAUUUAUUAUUAAAGUAAAAUAUUAUACCCGUGCUCGGAAUGAUCUAGAAUUCUAUCGUAAAUUAAACAGUAUUAUUUUGCAUUUUAUUAUAUAACCAAACUAGUCACUACCUAUAUUAUUAUCGAUCGUAUAAUCACCCUCGAAUAUCACUCAAUUAUUUAAUAUGUAUAUAUGUUAAUUGAACGUUAAUUUACUGCGAAUUACGAUACUUAUUAUUUUUUACUACGCUACCAAUGUAUUUUUGUUUACCAUUUUACAAACGUCUUUACAAAGUGACCAUCGACAAUUCGUCAAUCUCUAUACGACAUACAAUUCCGUGUGAUGUGACCGAAACUGAAUUCGCAUAAUAACACAUAUUAUGUAACGUGAAAUUCUAAUACUUACCUACGAAUUUGUUAUGAUCUAAUUAUUAUAAUAUAUUAUUAUACAUAGUAACCGACGUCGGAACUUUCAAAUUAAUUUAUAAUUAUUUUGUUGCCUAAAACGCGUAUAAUACAGUCCAAUAAAAAAAAACAUCUCGAAACUUUGGACGUAUUCAUAAAAUAUAUAUACAUAUUCCCUUGAAUAAAAUAUACAUAUACAUAUUAUAAAAUAUAUUAUAUUGUAUUAUUUAUGUGUAUAUCAAAUAAUAUUAUUAUUUUUUAUAAAUAAUAAAUACGUCCCGAGGAUCUCAAAUGCUUUGGCAGCGGUUUGUCCAGCAAUGGACUUAAACUAAUGUUAUAUAAAUUAUAAUAAAAUUAGUCUCGGGUUACCUGUAUCGAACAACAAUCAUUUUUAGAUUUAAAUACAAACUCGAUUAAGUCAUAAUAUAAUAAUAUAACAUAUUAUAUAUAGAUUAUAGGUAAAUUAUUAUUAUAAAUUUUAUUGUAAACUAGUUUCGUUAAAAAAGAAAAAGAAAAAAAAACUAUGACAAAUUUAUUUUUAAAAACGAUUUGAUUGUUUUUGUUUCUCAGAUUAGACAUAAAAGUGUGUUCAUUCAAGUGGCCUUUAAAUGUUUAAUUUUUAGUAAAGUACGCAAUAUAUAACGAAGACACGGACCAUUUAGUAAAUAAAUAUAUCGAACAAACGUUGUGUUUUAUGUGUUUAACUAUAGGAUAUCAAAAAUAAUUUAAAGGACAAUUUAUUGAAUGGCCAUACUCGUAGCCCCUACAUAAACGAUUACCUAUGUUAUAAUAUUAUGUAUAAUAAUAUAAUGUAGAAUAAUGCGCCACAAACGUUUCUUCUGUUUUAUUCGUUUUUUUUUUUAAACGCGACCUGCAGCAGAACAGGGUCGUAUUGUGGAACGGUGUGCACAGUAUACACGGAAUCUGUUUUUCUGUCUAACCGCACAAAUUAAUAUUAUGCAUUAUUGUUGUGUUUAAAUUAUUCGGUUUCCGUGCGGCGGUUUUUUCUGUGUGUCGCUUCCGUUUCCAUUACCGUCGACGGUCCGUAAUAUUUCGCUUUCCGUUCACGCGUCUGGGUGUCUAUAGUUUUCGCCCGUCAUGACGUGUCAUGACACACCAUUCCGUCGAAUAUGGUGGCCGGAAGACGUAAUAUUUUGCCACGUGCCGACGUCGUCCAAUAAUAUAGUAUAUUAUACAAGGUGUGUCUGGAAGACGUAUAUAUGAAAUUGCGUGUCCGGACGAGUGUAAUUUCGACGAAAAAUCCCCCAGAUACACCAUGUGUAGGGUGCCCAAUUACAAUAAUUUACGAUCAUAAAAAUAAUACAUAAACGCUUCCCAUGAUUUUUCAGCCAAACGACGCAAUAACGACGAUUCAAGUCUCUCCGCGGUGUUCGCGUAUCACGAUAAUGGGCGCGGGUGGAAAUGACUAAUAGGUGAACUCAACAAUAACGAUUUAUUAUCGUGUUAUUUUACAAUAUUUUACCGUGUGCGUCUCUCGGCUUCGGCACGACUGCCGUUUGUUGUUUCGGGCGUGUGUUUAUCUUUACGUUCAUAUUUUAAUAACUCUUAAAAAGUGAGUUUUCUUACACCCGCACCCGCACUUGGUCAUCGAGACCUUUUUGUAGGCUUUUCAAAACCCGACAACGCACUGGUCGUCAUUCCUACAUCAUUAUCGCAAUCAUUAUGACGUUGCGUUGUCGACUCGAAUAGGAAAACGGUCGUACCCGUAUGGAUCAACUGGUGUCCCGCGAAUUUAUAAUUUAAUAUUAUCAUUACAUUUCGAUUGAUUUACGACAAACUUGUAAUAUAUUAUUUUAAUUUCCAGUGAAAUUCGCUUGAUUCGCGUGCGUAUUAAAAUAACUGCAAUCCGUAAGCCAUAUUAUAUUACGCUUUUCUAUGUUCCACCUGUUGUUUCACAAUAUUAUAUUAUUAUCACUUACUCGACUGCUGGUAAGCUUGUUAUCAUGAUAUAAUACUGCGUGGGAAGCGUUAUUUAGACGACGCAAUCAAUUCGAGAUUUCACUACUCCGUAGUUUGAGGUUGAAUUUCAAAACUGACAAUCGUAUUCUGCUGUGUCUGCAUAUCCUUGCAUAUGCCUCCAUAUUGUGCCGGUCAUACACUCGAAUCACGAGACUUGACGCACUAACAAUGCACAUAGUACGGACUCGCCUUUUAUUUUUUUUCUCUCUGAUCGUCCGCGCUCCGGAAACCAAAUAAAAACGCAACCGCACGAAACGACAAACCAUUCGUAAUAUUAUUAUACAUGUAAACCGUGGGUACUUAAUACCUGGUCGCACGCGUUAAAUUCGAACGGCAAACGAACGCCCCAAAUGAUGACUCAAGACGACGCGAUGGUGUCGUUAUUGUUUUACACCCCGUGCGAAUAAUAAAUAAUAAUAAUAAUAAUAAUAAUUUCGAGAAACUAAGAAUAAUAAUUCGUCUCGUCGACACCUGUAAACAUAAACACACUCGCAUUGUCGAACGAUUUUACGGAAACUUUACGCCACAACAAUACGACGUGUGAACAAACGAUCUAUAUUAUAAUGUAAUACGUAUAUUAUUAUAUUAUUGCAAACGGCACUAAUAUAAAAUAUUAUGUAACUUGACGACGACGUGCAGCCCUUCCACCGACACUGUUCUACAUUAUCAAUUGAAACAUAAUAAUAUUAAAAUAAUAUACGAGUAGGUACUUUGAUUUUGAUACAUAGAUCUGCUUAGUUUUCGUUUACAACAGUAGAUUAACGAUAUUAUGCAUACGGGUUCGAACGGAUCAUAUUUAUAUCUGUAGAUUGCAUAUUUUUUGAAAAUAUGUCUUUUCAACGUUUCCUAUUUAUAAUAUAAUAUUAUACUAUAUACGAUUAUGCUCAUAAAAGCAAUUUAAUAAUUAUGUACGAUUUAUAUAGACAUUUUUUUUUUUUACAGCUAACGAUAUAAAUACCUAGGCUUAUCAACAUAA